AUGAGCUCUCGCGCCCCUGCUUCCUGUUUCUCCUGUCGCCGCAGUAAGCGACGCUGUGACAAGAACUUACCAACAUGCCAGCUAUGUAGUCAAAAAGGCGCGAAGUGCAGCUAUCCCCGCAGACGCGGCCAAAGCUCCCCCUCCCCUACCCGCAGUGUACAGGGAUCGGAUUAUGACACUGGUUCUAAUUCACCAUACACCCGGGAGCUUGUUGCAGUACCCAGAAGCACCGGAUCUCUGUAUAAUUCUGCAUCUUCUAUUUCGUCUCCAUUUGCUGUUACCACCGCCAUUAGGUUCCUCGCACCCGAUGUUUUCCGCGAGGCUCGAUUGGAAAUCCCUCGCCUCGAUGUAGGAAUUCCGGACGAAGUUGCCUAUCAUCUCGGUGAUAAUCAUCAAGUUCGGGAGACGGCUAGCAAGUUUUUCCAGGAAUCAUGGCUACCUAUCAUCAGCCGGAAGCGCUAUUUAGCUGCUAUACUCAAUCCAUUAUCCCCAUCCCGGCGUCCGACAGCUUUACUAGCCCUGUGCAUGAAGCUAUGUUGCUCGUCAGCAUACGAUGAGGAAAGCCCUAGGAAAAACUCGCUAUACAAAUUAGUCAAGAAAUUCUACUCAGAAGUGGAGAGCACACAAGAUUUGUGUGUGGAAGUCUUACAGGCAGCUAUACUCAUUGCGAUCUUUGAGAUUGGUGAUGCGGUCUACCCUGCUGCAUAUUUGACUGUCGGAGUUUGUGCCCGAUAUGGAAUUGCUAUGGGCCUGGACAAGAUCAAUAAAGAUCGCAUGGGCGAACGGUAUGAUCGUAUGGGGUCCUGGAUGGAGAUUGAGGAGAGGCGCAGAGCUUGGUGGGCUAUCUUAAUCUUGGAUCGGUUCGUCACCUCAUAUUCAAGUCUCGUUUUAUCGUCAUCCCCAGAAAGGAAAAUCCGGGUCAUCAGCAGCAUUUUCCCUUGUUGA
This is a messenger RNA of Penicillium manginii, 945 nucleotides long. RefSeq names its product Zn(II)2Cys6 transcription factor. Lineage: Eukaryota; Fungi; Ascomycota; Eurotiomycetes; Eurotiales; Aspergillaceae. Gene Ontology annotation, cellular component: nucleus. The transcript has a single exon. Bases 1 to 945 code for a protein of 314 amino acids. The record is from RefSeq and is a predicted model, not a curated record. Gene Ontology annotation, molecular function: zinc ion binding; DNA binding; DNA-binding transcription factor activity, RNA polymerase II-specific. Gene Ontology annotation, biological process: regulation of DNA-templated transcription; DNA-templated transcription.